Messenger RNA from Dunckerocampus dactyliophorus (ringed pipefish), 8201 nucleotides. Its product is annotated as zinc finger protein 462-like. Gene Ontology annotation, cellular component: nucleus. NCBI's taxonomy places the organism in Eukaryota, Metazoa, Chordata, Actinopteri, Syngnathiformes, Syngnathidae. The record is from RefSeq and is a predicted model, not a curated record. Gene Ontology annotation, biological process: regulation of gene expression. The transcript has 13 exons.
AUGACAGACCUACCUGGAGCUCUGCUAGCUGGCAGCAACAAACGUGGGAUCUUGAACCCCCACGGUGGCGAGUACGGCAUAGUAAGGGAGGGUCUGCUCCGUGUGGACCCCAGCCACGACGAGGCCCGCCAUCAUGGCCGCCGCGAAGCCGCUCAGCCAAGGUUUGGUCUGCUCCUGGAACCUUAGCGCGGUUGACUUGACGCCCACCUUGACGUCAUCCUCCUUGUCCUAAACAACAGCCAGCACCUGAUGCGCGUAAAUGGUGUCGUAGAUCAACGUCCACAUCACUCCGGAGAAGUACAGCGGGAGACAGACGGACCAAUCACAGCAGCCCUUGACAGCGGACCAGCCGAGCAGCGCCCCCCAGUUGAAGGUGAGACCUGCACGGAAGCAACACAUAAUAACAACAAUAACGACUGCCGAUGUGUUCUGCACCAUACCGAGCAUGAACUGUGGCCAAUAGGUGAUCCUCUUCAUCAGGGGGUAGGUGACGACCAGAGACAAGGAGGCGGCCCCCAGAGCGAUGCUAUACCUGUAAUAGUUGAGGCACAGGAGAACGCCGAGAGCGAGAGACAGCUGCCCUCCCAGGAACACCAAAGCCUGCAGGCGAGUAAUCUCCCCCGCCGCAAUGGGGCGAGUGGCCGUCCGGGUCACCUGUGCAACGAUAUUUUCAUCUUCAAGAAACAAGACAGCUCAGAGCACUGCAUGUGUGUCUGUCUGAUGCAAAAGGACAUUGACAUGAUGCACAACCAAGCUGCUACUCAAGAGCACAUGAGCCAGUCUUUCCAGUGUAGUCAUUGUAUACUCAGGUUCAAAACCAAGGUCUUCUUAUUCGAACACCUCAACAACGUGCAUGGCUACCAUUUACAAGAAGCUGCCAGAAGUGCUGGUUUUACUAAUAAUGCCAAGAGCGACGCCUUGGAAAGCACCCCAGAAGGAAGCCAGCAUGGUAGUUUUGAAACCGGUCGCCUGGAGGUUUUGAACAUACAGGAGCUUAAUCAGGAGGAAAACAGCAAUAACUUGGACGAAGAAGUUUUCAAAAUCCAAGAGCUCAUAUCAGCAGACCAGGAGACAGACGCUGAAGAGGCGGAUGAGCUUCCUACCUCAAAAACGAAAGACUCGUCGAAGGAUUGGAAGACCUACGAGAAGCCAUUACAGACCACCUCCAUUACCAACUACUUUGUAGUAGGCCCUCAGUCAAAUGAGACACCCUCCGAGAAGUCAAGCGAUGACGACAAAGGGAGCAGCAGCAGUAGUGACAGCAGCAGUGACUUUAAGGGAGACGCCGCUGCAAACCCCCUCGAUAUCGCCAACAAAAUGACGUUCUUGCAAUACGACCACCUUUACGAAGCUGAUCUUACACCACCGAUAGAUCAAGUCAAAGAGCCCACCAAUGGGAAAAAGGCAAACAAAAAGACAAAUGAAGCAGAGGAGAAGAUUCUUCCGGUGCUGGAGAACAAAACCACACUGGAACCGUCGGACAGGAAAGAGCUGUCCUUUGAGGUAAGCGAAGAUGACGAAGAAAACGCAGCUGUGAACCCCCGGAGUUACCUUUGCAAGCAUUGUAGCCACAAAGAUAAGAGCCUAAAACGCAUGCAUGCUCAUUAUCACAAAGUCCACCCUUACGUACGAUAUCGCUCAAACUACAUUCAAGAUCCCAGCGAUCGCAGCGCUACCUUUCGAUGCCUCGUCUGUCCGGUUGACUUUUCCAGCGAAGUCGACCUCAAGAAGCAUUACAGCGACGCGCACACGGGGGCUCCAGAUAUUUUCUCGCUGCAGCGCCAUCAGCUAGGCCUGCUUUUCAAAUGUUUUAGGUGUGCAUUUACCGCUGAUGCAUUGGAUACGCUCAAAGAGCACUACAGAGAAAUGCAUCCAACAUACAAGGCCCUGAAAUCAUUGAUGUUCUUCAAAUACUUGCCCACCCAAUGCCAAGAAGGCCCGCCACAGUUUAAGGAGCGCGAUAAGACACCCAGUUCAGCAAAACCGCCACGCUCCUGUCCUGAGAUUGGGUCAAAUGUCGCCUCGUAUCGAUGCCACGUCUGUCAUUUCAGCCACACGUCUGUUAUUGUCAUGCAUGUCCACUAUCAAAAAAAUCACCCGGAAGAAGAGGUCACAUUUGACAGAAUAAAGCAACUUGCUUGUGCAACGUCUCAGUCGGCCAAGAAGAUGCCGGAAGAUCAAAUCUCCGCCAGAGAAGCAGACAAAGUGAAAAGAAAAAGCUCACAUUCACUCAUGAAGCCGCCUGAAGCCCAUUCAGAGGCUCCUCCCACCAAGAAAGUCAAGUCCUCAGAGGACAGAAAUGAAGGAAGCGAUUCAUCGCCUCAACUUAGAACACAACCGACCGAGCACACACAAAAAGCUGUAGAAGGAACCUUGAAGCAACAUGCCAAGGCAAAGCUCCAGAAACUCGUAGCAAAGGUUUCGUCAAGAACUACCUCGAAACCCAGUAAACAAAUGAAAUCCAGCAAGGAAGAACUUAAGCAAGACGGCGACAAACCUGCCACUUCACUUUCACAGUUCAACUCUUACGCUAAUGCCCAGGAUUUGUUUUACUGCUAUAAAUGCAACUACGGGAAUCCUUCUGUUAAAGGAGUAAAAGCCCAUCAAGUCCAAAUACAUCAAAACAUUCACACCAGUAAUGAAAGUAUAGUCGCUUAUACAUCUAAAAUUCACGAUCAGUUAGAAAAAUCAAGAGCUCAAACUAAAGAUCCGUCUUUUUCCCCUUCGCUGCCGCUUCCUCUCUUGAAGAAAGGAGAGGAAAAUAUGUUUUUCUGCCACUUCUGCAACUACAGACGACGCGCCAUGUGCGAGGUCAUCCAUCACUACAUCAGAAGGCAUCCUGGAUUCGAGGCCACGACGGAAGAAAUCCAGCUGUACACGUCUGCGCUUCUCCAAAAGCUGCAGGUAACACCUCAGGAGGCGACAGAAGCGGCAGAAGUUGGAGAAGCAAGCGAGGAAUCUGUUGAGGAACCACACAAUAAAACCGCAAAAAUCAAAAUAUCCAAAGACUCUCAGAAGCGCAAGAGCCUUCAGUGCCGCGACUGCAUUUACAAGACCCACAGCGCAAGUCUUUUCAGGAUCCAUGUACAGAAAUGCCACCGGGUGAAUAACUCAAGCUCGGGGGUUUUAAAAGUUUACCUGAAGCAAGAAAACGUGCAGUCAGGCUAUCGGUGCGACUUGUGCUCUUUCGCCCACAAGAAAUCAAUCAUGUUGUAUAAACACUAUCGUCAAGAACACCCCGAAAGUCGAUCCGGCCUGGAUUUUAUCACUACCAGCUUACAGGACGGCCACAAAGCGUCUUCCGUCAAGAAGAAAAGCCGAAUAAAGCGAGAGCUUGACAGCGGGGAUGAAACUGAUGGUCCUCUGCAAAAUGAAACCAAGGCGUAUUCAUGUCGGGCGUGUUCGUUCAAAGGGACCUCUGUGGCAAGCAUCGAAGACCACUACUGUGCCGUCCAUCCCUGGUGUGUGAAAGAUGACGGUUCGGUCCCGAGCGCCAGCGGCAGAAAGAAGUCAAAUGGCAGCAAAAGCGAGGAAGAUCGCAAGGAAUUUUUUGACUCCUUUGACGACUACCAAAUUCCUCUCGACUUUGAAAAGUCGUCCUCUGUGUCUCCCGAACCCGACGUAUCACCACCCCCUCCGCAUGGUAACGAUGCUCCCCGCGGGACAAAAGAAACAAAACCUGCAGCUGGAAGUACUGCCAAACAACCAGAUCACAUCCGGAAGCGUGUGCAUGUCUUCAAGUGUACGUACUGUUCCUACGUGAACACCAAGCGUCAAGGGGUGCUCACUCACUGCCAAAUGAGGCACACGGACCUCAAGUCCAGAGCGGAGAGUCUUCACGUGGAUGAAAAACAUGUGCGCGAUUGGGGGGACUGUAUGAAAAGAAAAGGACAUUGGGACAUGCAUAAGCCAUUUCGGGGCCAUAUUUGUAAACUCUGCCCGCGAAUCCAUGCGACCGUGGAGAAUCUGAAAAAACACUACGAGAGGGACCACGAUGAGGCUCCUCCACCCGACAUCGAGGCAGAUGUAGGGAAAGCUAAGCAAAAGAAGAUCCCGAAUAACUCCAUUUCCUUAUACAAGAAUAAAAUCACACUAUUCAGAUGCCAGCAAUGCGCCUACACCUGCAGCACUAAGAUAGCAUUUGGUCGACACAUGCGCUUUAAGCACAAAAACGCUGCUCUUCAGGAUUGUAGGUACAAUUGCGUCCUAUGUUCCAAUUCCUACUUCAAGAAGAAACGUCUUGGAAUCCAUUAUACUACCAAGCACGGAAAGGAUGCCUUCCAAAAAUACUUCAUACCGCUACAUGAGCAUGCUCCGGAGCAGCCACCGCAAACAUCUGCCGGCAGUCCACAGCCGCCAGAAACGGAUACCAACUCGAGCGUUGUUUCCAAAUUGAAAAAACUAGUCUUCAGGUGUCCGUGUUGUCCUUAUGUCAAUUCCCGCUACCAUGGAAUGUCCAUUCACUGCCAAAUGCUCCACGCAGACUUUGCAGUCAAGAUCGAGGAAUUUGUUAAGGAUGAAAUUUUUAUCAAAAGCAGUUACCAGUCGGGGACCAACAACAAAAGAGGCUACUUGUGUAAUGUAUGCCUGGGAAUAUAUGUAUCGCAGAAGAAGCUGAGCAUCCACCGUGCGAAAAAACAUAGCCCGGAUGCACUUCAGACAGCUUCCCACCGUGCUGCUGCUACUGAAAAUGAAAAACCUGCAUCCAAAGAUCAGGAUUCUCUGGGUUCGCUAUCAGACACUCCAGCACAGAGUGAGAGAGAUGCCCAAUCGGACGCUCAUCGGAAAAAGGCGGCGGAUCAUCAUCGCCCGUACAGGUGCUCACUUUGUCCUUACUCAUCGCAGAUACGAAAGCGUCUUGCGGGGCAUUACACCAAAGAACAUGGAAAGGCCGCCUUCCACAAACACUUUGCCCAGCAGUACCUGUAUCAACAAUCGGAAAAAGCGCAGCCGGCGUCUCCAGAGGACAUCGUGACGGAGGAACAGGAAGACGGGGCCCAACAGUCAAACACGGUAGAACCUGAGGGGAUGACCUACAAGUGCCGAAUAUGUGACUAUAAAACAGGAGCUCGAAGGUACCUGACGUAUCACUACAAUAAGACUCACCAACUGGACGCAGUCACCAGAUACAAGCUGCUAAAGGAGUACAACAAACGCAGAAGAAGCCCUCCCCCCCAACUGCUUAAAGAGUUGAACGAGAGCUCUGAUGACCAGCUGCCGAAAGAUUUGGAGGAGCGCUAUGACGAUAACUGCGAGACGAAAGAUUUGGAGGUGCGCUCUGACAAUAAAUGCAAGAAGUGCCCCGACUUGGCCUUUGACUCACCGCAGAUGCUGCUUGCCCACUACAAUAGCGUGCACCGCGCCAACAGGCGUUUGGAUUUCACUAUAAUAUAUCCACUGGGCCGCUCGACAGGCGUUUACAGAUGCACCCGCUGCCUCAAACAGAUGAAUGGAAUUAGAAAACUGUGGCACCACCUGGAUCUCCACCGGGAUAAAAUAUGGUUGAAGGCCAAAAAGAGGAAGGCACAAGCUUUCUCGGCAAAACCAUCACGGGCCAAACAAGAUGAUCGGCAGGUGUCUGAGACGGCGCAGGAGGUCUCUGAAGGGAACGUAUUGCGAGAAGAACACGGCUUGGCUUUGCCCUCCAAACCCGUGGAGGAAGAGCAACAGGACGCGGAAUUCGGAAGCGAGACUCACGGAUGCGCACAUUGCCAGCGAGCGUUCAAGUCGCUGAACGGUUUGCGGACGCACGAGCGUAGCCAUGCAACGCUGGCAGCCCUCAAGAAGCUGCCGUCGACACAGUCACAGCUCAGCCUCAACAAGUAUCUCCUCCACAAGCCUGGGACAAUCAGGCCUUUCCAGUGCAGAAUCUGCUUCUAUCGGACCAAUUUGAUAGGCCUGUGGAACAACCAUUUGCUGAAGAAGCACCUAGAUGUCAUCAUACAGACCUCUGAAACCGAUGACCAAGAGGAGACUCGCAGCACUGAGAGCGAUCGUCCACCGUUAUGCCAUGACCAAGCGCCCAAAAAUAAUGAAGGGCGUACUAAAGACUGGUACUUGGAGCCCCCGGAGGUGCGGCGUCAGCUGAGCCACCUAAGCCUGAUGGCGCAAAACGGAGCCUCGGCCGAAGCCCACAUGCAUGCCACCAGGGUAACGGACAGCGGCCCCUUUCACUGCGAGUACUGCGGUUUCAUUUCCGAGAGCCUGGCCAGCCUGCGGCGACACUACAUGAGUCGCCACGGCAGGAAGUUGUUCCGGUGCAAGGACUGCGACUUCUUCACCGGUUUAAGGAAAACCCUGAAGAUGCACAUGGAGACAGACCAUACCACCUUCCAAAAAGAACCUCCUCCCCACGACGGUGUCCGCUGCCCGUUCUGCCUCUACCAGACCAAGAACAAGAACAACAUGAUCGACCACGUCCUUUUGCAUCGUGAGGAACGCGUCGUCCCCAUGGAGGUGCGGCGCCCGAAGCUGUCGCGCUACCUUCACGACGUUGUCUUCCGCUGUCACAAGUGCACGUACACAAGCGCCAGCGCCGAGAACCUGCGCUCGCACGUGGCCAAGCACGACGAUGUCAAGCCCUACAGGUGCCGCCUGUGCUACUUCGACUGCGUUAAGCUGAGUGCCUUGGAGGCCCACCUGUGUAAUAAGCAUCAAGUUGUGAGGAACCAUGAGCUCGUGGGUCAGGUGAACUUGGACCAGCUAGAGAUGAAGGUCAACAGGAAGACAGAUGAGGAGGAGGGGCAGGAUGAAGAGGAGGAGGACGAGGAGGAGGAGAGAUCCAGUGUGGAUCACCAGAACAUGGAAACUGAGGAUGUUUUUACAGAUUUAAAAGAAGAAACACAGGAGAGGGAAGGUAGGAAGCUUGCGGAGGAUGUUGUGAGGAUGAAGGAAAGCAAUUGUGUAGAUGCGAAGAUGCAGGAGGAGGAGGGGAGAGAGACAUUCAGGACAAACGCAGAGGAACCAGAGAACAAUUCCGCCCUUCAAAGUGAUCACAGAAGCUCAUUCAGAACGACAGAACAAGACGAAGAAGGAAAGGAGGAUGCGGUGGCGGAGGGGAGCUCCAAGAAACGCCACAAGUUGAAACUAAAGUCCCUCAAGGACAAGACACUGGACAUCGAGGCGCAGGUGGAAAAGGACAUCCUGCGCCACAUCCUGCAGCUGGACGAGGACAGCGACCUCCACAAGCCGCACAGGAAGGUGGCGCAGGAGCGAAGCAUUGGCGUGCAUCAGAUCCUCUUCCAGGAUGACGAACCCGGGAGGGACAUCAAGCGGGAAUUCGACUGUGAGAGCAGUCCUUUGAGGGAAGGCGUGUCCUUGAAAAGCUCCACAGACGAUACAGCCAACAAAAGGAAGUUGGGUGACUGUUACGGACACACAGCAGCAUCUCAUGAAGGAUGUCUGAAGGAGGAAAGGAGCCCCAUUACACUGAAGGAUGGGGAGGGACAUGAGGAGGAGAAGAAACGUGUGAAGCUCGAGGAACAUCAUGAGGAAGAACAAGCAGGAAAGACAUCAGUGCUGAAAAGUGUGUCGGAGGCCGGGGAUGUGGCUGUUCCCAAGGAGAAGACAUUCCCUUGUGAGUUGUGUGGACGAAACCUCAAAAGUGAAUCGGAGCUGGAGCGCCACGCCUCUCGCCACGGAAUGUAGAAGCCUUCACGUACACGAACAACGGGCCAGAAACAUCGAAACGCUAAUUUCAAGACAUUUCGGAUUUCCUGCCUUUAAAAUGACAUUUUUUACAUUUUAAACAUUUUCUAACGGAACAUGUUUCUUUUAUGUUAAAUAUUAAGUUUUGUUUAGUAGAUUAAAUAAAGCUUUAGAAAACAGCCGUUAAAUGUCUGACAUUUUCAUUUAGCUCUCCGUUUUAGGACUUUCAUGUGAAGAAUAAGUCUACUACUGUACUGUAAAAAAACAAAAACAAAAACAAAAAAAAACGUAAUAUUUUAUUUUUUACCAAAAAAAAAACUGGACCAAACUCCAAAACCCUUAAGUGAUAUUGUUGCUUUCAAGAACUGUAGGACGUUUGUGCCUUGCUGUUUCGUCUCACACCAUGCAAACAAUAAUAAACUUUUGUUUUGUUUUUUUUACAUCGUGAUGUCGUUUUCAAUAAACUGAAUUGUUUUGUUCCAUUUCACACAUCUAUUUUAUGUCAUUUCGAAGAUCAAUAAAUGCUGCGUUACAGGCAUAACUGGAAAAUCCGA